GCAGAUCUAGGUGAAUCCAGGAGCUUCAAGCAAACGCUGACGAGGGCUCUGAGAUCCUCUCAGUGACGUUUCUGAAGCACGCCUGUCCCCAGGGGAAGAGGAAGAUGGCUGCCAAAAGCGCGUGGCUGCUCCUACUGCUCAGCUGUGCAGCCAGCACUCGAGUCCUGGGGGAUGUCAUCCUGCUGCAGAACUGUCCUACUGGGUGGUUUUACCACAAACUCAGUUGCUACGGAUACUUCCAGAAGCUGAGGAACUGGUCUGACGCUGAGCUCGAGUGCCAGUCCUUCGGAAAAGGAGCCCACCUGGCGUCUAUACAGGAUUCGAAGGAAGCCGAAGUCAUAGCAAAGGUCAUACGCAGCUACCAAAGGAACCUGCCCGUGUGGAUCGGCCUGCACGACCCACAGAAGAAUCAGCAGUGGCGGUGGGCCGAUGACACCGAAUUUUCAUUCAAAACCUGGUCUGGCAAGUCCGUGGAUGCGAGCAAGCACUGUGCGGAAAUAAGCCCCAAAGACGAUUUCUUAACUUGGGAUAGCAAUGAAUGCCACCAGCACCAACACUUCCUGUGCAAGUAUCAACCCACGUACGAACCGUAGAGCAAGAAUGGAGAUUCCCGCCAGCCCUUUGCACAAGCCCCUUCCUCUCCCUUCUCGGCCAAACUGGCCAUGUCUGAUCAUUGGCUCAGAGAGUAAACGCAGUACCUAAGGCUGGUGAGGUUCUUACUGCA
This is a messenger RNA of Phyllostomus discolor (pale spear-nosed bat), 724 nucleotides long. RefSeq names its product regenerating family member 4 (gene REG4). Gene Ontology annotation, molecular function: mannan binding; signaling receptor activity. The transcript has 5 exons. Lineage: Eukaryota; Metazoa; Chordata; Mammalia; Chiroptera; Phyllostomidae. Bases 105 to 593 code for a protein of 162 amino acids. The record is from RefSeq and is a predicted model, not a curated record.